Populus nigra (black poplar) is the source of this 1490-nucleotide messenger RNA. RefSeq lists its product as uncharacterized. The coding region runs from base 193 to 1134 and encodes 313 amino acids. The record is from RefSeq and is a predicted model, not a curated record. The transcript has a single exon. NCBI's taxonomy places the organism in Eukaryota, Viridiplantae, Streptophyta, Magnoliopsida, Malpighiales, Salicaceae.
CUAGACCUCUUAAGAUUUCAACAAUAACUCCCUCUUAAAUAGCGUCCCUCUCCUCCAAUCCUAGCAGGUCACUCCUCGUUCUCCUCUUCCUUGCUUUCUGGCCAAAACCAUCAACAACAAGACCACUUUUUUUUAUAUUUCUUUUCCCUCAGGACGAAACAUACCUCGAAGGAAAGAAUUGUGCUCGUGUCAAUGGGUACUUUAGUGGGUCAUGUGGCUCCGGGCUUUGCCUUCCUUGCUCUUGGUUUAUGGCACCUCUUUAGCCAUAUCAAACUCCAUGCUCAACAACCAAACUCCUACACAUCCUCUCCAUGGUUCCCUACUUCAAGAUUAAGGUACUUGGAGCUCUUUCUCAUCAUGUUAGGCAGCUCUAUUUCUGUAUCCAUGGAGCUCUUUAUUGGUCCUAGAAAUCACCAACCAUUUGAUACUGAUGGAACCAUACCAUCAAACCACCUUCACAACUUUGAGCACUCCUCGAUAUCAGUUACUUUCUUUGUUUAUGCGGCCUUUGCUAUUCUUCUUGAUAGAAUUGGGCCUAAAGCACAGUAUGGUCUAACACAAUUUCUUGGCGCAUUAGCCUUUGGUCAACAACUUUUCCUCUUCCACCUUCACUCAGCAGAUCACAUGGGAGUUGAAGGCCAGUACCACUUGCUUCUACAAAUUGUCAUAGUUGUUUCUCUAGCCACCGCUCUCAUGGGGAUCGGUCUCCGGAAAAGUUUCAUGGUUAGCUUUGUUAGGUCAGCUAGUAUUACGUUCCAAGGAGUUUGGUUCAUGGUCAUGGGCUAUGCAUUAUGGACCCCUUCAUUGAUUCCUAAAGGUUGCUUCCUUAACUUAGAAGAAGGACAUCAAGUGGUUAGAUGCCAUGGUGAAGAGGCUUUGCAUCGUGCUAAAUCACUCGUUAAUAUUCAAUUUAGCUGGUUGCUGAUUGCGAUCAUUAUUUUUGUGAUGUCCUUUUAUUUGUUCUUGGUCAAGUUAUAUGGUGACGAGGCUGAGUACUCAACAUUGACAAAGGAAAACUUGCUGUAUGAAGAAGACUCGGAUGAUGUUGAAUCACAAAAGGGUAGCAAAGUUGGUGAAAAGAAGAGCUUUAUGGAAAUUGGAAGAGGCUUUGUACCAAUAGACAUGGAAAGGUAAGGACUAGAUGGGAGGGAAAGUUGAUGGGGUAAAUGUGAUUAGGUAUCUGUACAAAUUGAUAAUUUAGGCUGGUGGUAUCCCACUUUGUUCAAUUUAAGCCCUCAAUAGUGUUUGCUUAAUGAAAAACAAUGGCAUGGGUAAAAAAGUGAAGUGUGUUGUUGAGGGGAAAUUGCUGUGAAAUUAUUUGUCCUGGAUAUGUUCAUGGGUUUUAUAGCUUAUAGAACUUAGGGGUGGGUGAUUUGUGGUUGAUUGUUUAUAGUGGAAAAAAAAAAGUGUGGAAAGAAAAUAGAUGUUAUUUUAUUUAUUGUAUCUUCAAUCCAAAAGCAUGUAUGAAAUCUUCAUUUUAUGUUAUUUUA